AUGCACCGCAACCUCACAUCUGGUCCAUAUUCUCUCUCCAAUUGUCCAAUUGUAUCAUAUAACGGGGGUGUUGACCAAGACGCAACUGCCAAAUACAUACACAAAUCAAUAUCUGGAGUCGUAAGACAACUACUGGGUAUUUAUAAAUACACGGCGAUGACAGGGGAUCUGGUCAAUGGAUGUCAAGGUUAA
Messenger RNA from Botrytis sinoallii, 192 nucleotides. RefSeq lists its product as uncharacterized. Bases 1 to 192 code for a protein of 63 amino acids. The transcript is spliced from 2 exons. The record is from RefSeq and is a predicted model, not a curated record. Lineage: Eukaryota; Fungi; Ascomycota; Leotiomycetes; Helotiales; Sclerotiniaceae.